Danio aesculapii is the source of this 1630-nucleotide messenger RNA. It is a transcript of the gene ndfip1, whose product is annotated as Nedd4 family interacting protein 1. The record is from RefSeq and is a predicted model, not a curated record. Bases 190 to 825 code for a protein of 211 amino acids. Lineage: Eukaryota; Metazoa; Chordata; Actinopteri; Cypriniformes; Danionidae. Gene Ontology annotation, biological process: vacuolar transport; ubiquitin-dependent protein catabolic process; metal ion transport. Gene Ontology annotation, cellular component: endoplasmic reticulum; perinuclear region of cytoplasm; Golgi apparatus. Gene Ontology annotation, molecular function: WW domain binding. The transcript has 8 exons.
UGACACUGUUCUGACUGAGCAUGAGCAGUCGCCAUUGUUUGGGCUACAGAUUAGCCUAGUGCUGUCAGGCGCUCUUCGUACAGAACUGUUUAAUUGACUCGUACAUUAGUUACAUUUAGGAAAAGUUAGGUUAAACUAGUAGUCAUCGCUACUGUAUGACUCAUUAGGUGGAGAGAUCGACACAGAAGAAUGUCUGAUCAGAGGAGUGGAUAUCAGCAGUUGACUAAUGAUGAGGAGUCUGCGGAGGUGUUUCAACAAGCGGCUGAUGCACCUCCACCAUACAGCAGCCUUGGAGCGAGCAACGCAGCUUUCUUCGAGUAUAAGGAGGAUGAGGUUUACCCCAAACCACCCUCAUACAAUGUUGCCACAUCCCUGCCAUCCUACGACGAGGCUGAGAGGAGCAAAGCAGAGGCCACUGUUCCACUUGUCACUGACAGGGAGGAGGACUUCAUUGCCAGGGACAGCUUUGAUGACUCGGAUCAGCUGCGGGUUGGGAAUGAUGGGAUAUUCAUGCUGACUUUUUUCAUGGCGUUCCUCUUUAACUGGAUUGGCUUCUUCCUGUCCUUCUGUCUGACCACGUCUGCUGCCGGACGUUAUGGGGCAAUCUCUGGGUUUGGACUUUCCCUUGUCAAAUGGGUCCUGAUUGUGAGGUUUUCUACCUACUUCCCUGGAUAUUUUGAUGGCCAGUACUGGCUGUGGUGGGUUUUCCUUGUUGUAGGAUUCUUGCUGUUCUUCCGGGGAUUCGUCAAUUACUCAAGAGUUCGCAACAUGGCUGACCACUCCAUGUCCACCCUUCCUCGCACCAGAGUUCUUUUUAUCUAUUAGAUUACAGAUCUCAGGAUAAUUGCAAAAUGAACAAAACAAGAGCCGCCUACAGCUUUUUUCAGUCUUCAAGACAAAGAAGAGAACAUCUGCUUCUGACGCCUUUGCAUUUUAUUUAUUUAGUUUGAAGGAUUGGAGUUCCUCCAGCCGUUUAUCAGUGCUUGAUUCAUACAGUCAGCAUUCAUUAUGCAGUAAGAACUUACAUUUGCAAUUUAAGUUCCAAUUAGCGGCGAUGCCAUCAGAGAAUCUGUUUUCAUCCAAAUUGUCAGUCACGGUUUGUUCUUUUAAUUUGUGGGAAAGUUGUAAUUUUACUUUGUGAGUAAAUCUAGUAACUGAACUUUUUUUUGUCAAUUAGAAAAAGAGUAUGUAUAUACAGUACACAAAAAGAGUGAUAUCAAAUGUUACCAAUGCACCUUUAACAACAACAACAAGAUGCACAGAGCAACUGGCGGGUCCUUGAAAAGCCAAAAUCAUAUUAGCGCACAGUUUAUUUAAGAUGACGUAAACCUGUUUGGAAUUAGCUUCACAAAAAGGACCAAAAUAACCACAUUGAUUAUAAAGAAAGGCUAGAUUUAGAGCAGUUUAAUAUAUACCGCUAACCGAUUGAGCAUUCAAGCACACCGGAAUAUGUAAUGCGCUUAAUCUGGCGUGAAGAAUCGAAUAUAUUAUGAUGCCAAAUGUAGCGUUGAUCUUUUUAUUUUUAUCGAAGACUUCAGUAUGAGAUAGUGCUUCACGUUGUGUUGUUUGUGAUUUGUAUGUUUUACACUUGUCAAGUAACUUUUAAUAAAUGUAACAUCUAUGGCAACAA